Puntigrus tetrazona (Sumatra barb) is the source of this 2048-nucleotide messenger RNA. It is a transcript of the gene kin, whose product is annotated as Kin17 DNA and RNA binding protein. Gene Ontology annotation, cellular component: nucleus. Gene Ontology annotation, molecular function: double-stranded DNA binding. The transcript is spliced from 10 exons. The record is from RefSeq and is a predicted model, not a curated record. Lineage: Eukaryota; Metazoa; Chordata; Actinopteri; Cypriniformes; Cyprinidae. Gene Ontology annotation, biological process: DNA replication; DNA damage response. Bases 100 to 1362 code for a protein of 420 amino acids.
ACGUUCUCAAAGCGAGGAUUCGCGUCACGACGGAAGGAAGAGGCGCUGGAGCUGUUAUUAUUUUUUCGCGAUAUCUUGAAUUUUUUUUGACCGAUUAAAAUGGGGAAAGCCGAUUUUCUGAGUCCUAAAGCGAUUGGAAACAGAAUUAAAGCCAAAGGCCUUCAGAAGCUGCGCUGGUAUUGUCAGAUGUGUCAGAAACAGUGUAGAGAUGAAAACGGGUUUAAAUGUCACUGCAUGUCCGAGUCUCAUCAGAGACAGCUGCUGUUAGCUUCGGAGAACCCUUACCAGUUCCUGAACUACUUCUCAGAGGAGUUCAAAAGUGACUUCUUAGAGCUGCUCCGAAGACGUUUUGGGACUAAGCGGGUUCACAAUAACAUCGUGUAUAACGAGUACAUCAGUCAUCGGGAACAUGUUCACAUGAACUCUACUCAGUGGGAGACUCUCACCGACUUCACCAAAUGGCUUGGGAGAGAAGGUUAUUGCAAAGUGGAUGAGACGCCCAAAGGCUGGUACAUCCAGUACAUUGAUCGCGAUCCGGAGACGAUCCGCAAGCAGGAAGAGCAAGAGAGGAAGAAGAAACAGGAUCUGGAUGAUGAAGAACGCAGCGCCAAAUUCAUCGAAGAUCAGGUCCGCCGUGGCAGAGAGGGCAAGGAGCCAGAGGAAGAACCCGUUUUCACAGAACUGAAGCGAAUGAAUGAAGACGAGAAAGUAGCUUUUAAUUUAGACAUUGCUUCAGCGGGGCCGUCUAAAACGAGCUCCAUUUUAGGUCCCAGCGCCCUUAAAGCCCCAGCGUCUGCAAAAAGAAAAGAGCCUUCCCACAGCGGAGACUCCAAGGACAAGAAAAAGAAAUCGGCUCUGGAUGAGAUAAUGGAGAUGGAGGAGCAGAAGAGGAAAUCGGUGAGGUCAGAUAACUGGAUACAAGCAAACAUCGUAGUGAAGGUGGUCACUAAGAAACUGGGAGAGAAGUACUACAAGAAGAAAGCAGUCAUCCGGGAGGUGCAGGAUAAAUACACAGCCGUGGUGAAGAUGAUCGACUCUGGAGACAAACUCAAACUGGACCAGAGCCACGUGGAGACGGUCAUUCCAGCUCCUGGCAAGCGGGUUUUGAUCGUGAACGGUCAAUAUAAAGACACGGAGGCCGUCCUGGAGGGCAUUAACGAGCACAGAUUCUCUGCCACGCUCACGUUAGACUCGGUGAGGUCACUCUGGAAAAAAAAUCUGCACGAUGUUAAAAAGAUGGCUCCGGUGCAUUGCGCCGUGAAAUCAGAAUAUGGUUUUGGAGCUUGUAGUGAAUUUCUGUUAGCUUUCGAGUCAUCUGUAGGCUGGUCCAGCCUCUUUUUUUUGUUUGUUUUAAAGUGGUAGUACACCCAAAACUGAAACUGUUCAUCUUCUGAACAUAAAUUAAGAUAUUUCUGAUGAAAUCCGGGAGCUUUCUGACCCUGCGCAGGCAGCAAUGAAGGUCCAUAAUGGUAAUACGGACAUUGGUAAAAUAGUCAAAGGUCGUUUUUUUGUCUUUUUGGGUCUCUGCAUCGAGGACGCCAUCAGCUGAUGCGUUUCUAAUCAAAUUGUAUUUCAAAUAAAUGCCAUUUCUGUUUGAAUUAAAUGUUUUGCUUUCUGCUGAACUGUUAAGCAGCACGGAUGUUCUCCAGGUUUCGGAGCCACUCGUCUAAAGCGUUUCUUUUCUCUCGGUUUAGGGUCGGAUGAAAGGAAAGACGGUGGAGGGGAUCGCGUACGAGGACUUCUCUAAACUGGCUUGACGUUCUUUCUCCUUCACCGCUUGGCCUCUACUGUGUCAGAGUGCAUAAUAAAGACUCUUAAAUGACCUGAUUUACGCGUCGGAAGAAAUUGACCAAUGGGUUUUUAUUGCGCCGUUGGGGGAGGGGUCUGAUUUAAUCAAGCAAACUCUCAAUUAAACGUUGCACGGCAAACGCUCAGAAAGUCAAAAGUCUUAUACAUCAAUUAGAUUUUUGAUUGUGAUUCCAGUUUUCCUAUGUUUUGUAUAUAUUUUCUUGUUGUAUUAAAAACCUUUUUUUUUUUUUUAAAGCUGG